CCGAUGGACAGGGAGGCCGCGGGCGGCUGCGGCUGCAGGGGCGUGCGGAGCUGCUUGCUGUGCGAGCGCCCGGGGACACCCCCGAAGGACCUUCCCGACCAGACGGUAGCCCGUUUCGUCUACUGCCCCGAGACCGGACUGGCCCAGGGUGCGGAAGCCACCGAGGUGCAGGGCCGGGCCUUCCCCUUCCCCGGGGUGACCCUCCUGGAGGACUUCGUGAGCGCCGAGGAGGAGGCCCGCAUGGUGCGGCUCAUGGACCGGGACCCCUGGAAGCCGUCCCAGUCCGGCCGGAGGAAGCAGGACUACGGCCCCAAGGUCAACUUCCGGAAGCGGAAGCUGAAAGUGGGCGCCUUCGACGGGCUGCCCGCCUUCAGCCGCGAGGUGGUGCGGCGGAUGCAGGAGUCGUGCCCGGUCCUGGCGGGCUUCGCCCCCGUGGAACAGUGCAACCUGGACUACGACCCCGCCCGCGGCGCCGCCAUCGACCCCCACCUGGACGACGCCUGGCUCUGGGGCGAGCGUCUGGUCAGCCUCAGCCUGCUGGCCCCCACCGUGCUCACCCUGACGUGGGCCGGGGGCCCGGGCGGCCCCGAGGACCUCCUGCCCCGCCCCCGCCCCGUGGAGGUGGCCGUGGGGCUGCCCCGCCGCUCGCUGCUGGUCCUGCACGGCCCGGCCCGCCACCGGUGGCGUCACGGCAUCCGGCGCCGCCACGUCCGGGCCCGCCGCGUCUGCGCCACCUUCCGCGAGCUGUCGGCCGAGUUCGGGCCGGGCGGGGCGCGGGCCCCCCUGGGCCGGGCCCUGCUGGAGAUCGCCCUGACCUUCCGCGGGAAGCCGGUCUGACGGGAGAAAGGAGGGACGGAUGGACGAACGGGCGGGCCCGAGCCG
Molecule: messenger RNA, 882 nt
Organism: Ornithorhynchus anatinus (platypus)
Lineage: Eukaryota; Metazoa; Chordata; Mammalia; Monotremata; Ornithorhynchidae
Gene: ALKBH4
Product: alkB homolog 4, lysine demethylase
Exons: 3
Coding region: 4-837 (277 amino acids)
Biological process (GO): oxidative demethylation; protein demethylation; actomyosin structure organization
Cellular component (GO): contractile ring; midbody
Molecular function (GO): actin binding; oxidoreductase activity; demethylase activity
Source: RefSeq, a predicted model, not a curated record